UGUUCUGCGCAUGCGUAGUUUCAGGACAAGCACGUUUUGUCAGUCGCGUUGAGUCAAGCACUUAUCAACAGGCAAGUUUAUUAUUACAGACUUUUAUAAAAAAUAAAAAAGGUUAAAGUGGAUUCAGCAGCAACACGUUGACGCAGUUGGACACCCGACGCUUGUAGCCAAAUAGAAUGCGGCGCGCAGACAUACAGGACGAACCUGCGACUUAUGAGCGACUUGUGUACAAAAACACAUCCGUUUACCACUAUAUGAGGAUCUCCCUAGUGUUGGAGAAUGAAAGCACCAGACUCAGUGCAGCCCAACUGAAGCAGCUCAUCGUCUCUGGCCUCAGGGACCUGUAUGGAGAGGUUGGAGGUGCCUUCCCUUUUGAUCUGUUGAAGUUUGAUGAGAGCACACUAACAGGCGUGCUCCGUGUGUACAACAGUGGUCUGGUGAAGUUGUGGAGUGCCCUGACACUGUUGGGAUUCUAUCAGAAUGAACUGUGCUUUUUCAGAGUUACUCAGGUAUCACCUUUCCUGUUAACUCUGUCUGGGAAUAGUCGUGAGCUGGAGCUGGACUGAGCAAAGCUGUUGGUUCUUGAAUCAACACAGUGACCCAUAACACUGUGAAGACAAAACAAUACCUAGAAUGAACUUCAUUUUCAG
This is a messenger RNA of Oncorhynchus tshawytscha (Chinook salmon), 650 nucleotides long. RefSeq names its product ribonuclease P/MRP 14 subunit (gene rpp14). Gene Ontology annotation, biological process: tRNA 5'-leader removal. The coding region runs from base 177 to 566 and encodes 129 amino acids. The record is from RefSeq and is a predicted model, not a curated record. NCBI's taxonomy places the organism in Eukaryota, Metazoa, Chordata, Actinopteri, Salmoniformes, Salmonidae. Gene Ontology annotation, cellular component: ribonuclease P complex. The transcript has 6 exons.